GGCUGUUGCGCGCCCCGGGUUCGUUCGCCCGCCGCUCGUUUAUUAUCUCUCUCGGUACCCCGAGACCCGGCCGACACGGCGCGUCGUCCACCGGGAGCAGCAGCGCGAGGUGCUCUGCCGCCGUCUCCUUUUCUCACUCUUUCUCUCUCUCUCUCUCUCUCUGUCUCUUUCACUCGCUCUCCUCGUUCCUUUUCUCACCUCCUCUCUUACUUACUGUCUCCUUCUCCCUCGUACACGCGAGUGUGAUCGGUAUAGUGCGACCAGUGCGACGUGAUACGUUCUCGCUCGCGGAUCGCCCUUCGCUGUGCUCGCGCGAAUACAAUAGGUGCCUCGGUACCGUCAUCGUGAAAAAAGACUGUCAGGAGUGCCUUAUAUUACUUCCUCCACACGAGUUGGACUUGUACGAUACGAUACGUUCGCCGUCACCGUCAUCGGUCGAGAGAUCCCGAGCGGAGAGAGACAGAGAGAGAGAGAGAGAGCGCCGCGGCGCGCUCGAGGACGAGAUACAGAAGGAACGAUCGACACAGCAUUGUGUGCAUCUGACUGUACGUAGCUCCCGAUAAUUCACAGACGCGACAAUAAGAGGUUCCGCCGUAAGGAUGCUGUACGCUUUCGCGGAGAUCAAGAGGCCGCGAGUCGUAUCACGAGCUGUUUACAGCAGCGUAAUCAGCUGAGAAUGUCGGAGCAAAACGGGCCCAGCGAGGGCCCAGGACCAGGGCCCGGUUCGGAUUCAGGCUGGUGGCCUACCCAGACCUGGAAAUCAUCGUCGUCAUCGUCAUCGGCGACGGCGGCGGCGACCUCAUCGUCAACUUCCACUUCAGUGGCAGGUUGCGCGUCCAUUUCGGUUUCCUGCGCUACGUCCAGCUCGUCACCGACGAGCUCCUCCACCUCGACCAACACGUCCGCGACCUGUUGCCCCCUGUCUUGUAUCGGGGUAUCGAUGAGCCCGAGUCGUUCCACGGAGACGGGGAAAAACGUGUCCGUUACCACUAUUAACGUACCGCCCAAUCAAGAGAUGCACGAUGGUAAAGGAGUGUGUAAAUAUCUCGGGGGACAGAACGGCGUGACGGUGUCGGUGGUAUCGACCUCGGUGCUGGGAUGCGGAAACGCCGUCCCGACAAGCGGAAUCUGCACGAAUACGGGGCCGCAUAGUAUCGGCAUCGGAAUUGGCGGUAUCCUCGCCGCGAACGCGGCCGACAUCGACGAUCCCGAGGAUAGCGACGGCGAGAUCAGCAAGAUUGACUUUAGAGGCGUCAAUCUACGCUCGAAAAAGAAACGCGACGUAUCGGGUAACCAGAAUGGUGACAAGAUCGGCGAUGGGGAUGCAAAUGGCGACGGCGCGGGAUGCUGUGACGAUAAUUCGCAACGGCAGCCCGAGAGACCAAUGUCUUGGGAAGGAGAAUUAUCGGACCAAGAAAUGUCUUCCAAUACAAUUACUAAUCAGGACCAUAACGAAGAAACGUCCAUGGAGGGAGUUCAGGUGUGCAGUACGAGUCCUGGACCCAUGGAACAGAAAUUUCCGAUUAAGUCAGAACCGGAUUUUCGAUCCAGUCCGGCUUUCACAAUAGGAUCCUUUCACGACGCCGGACUACCCAUGACUCAUAAUCAACAACUGCAACAGCAGCAACAGCAACAACGCGGUAUCGAAAAUCUCGAGCAGACUCAACAAAGCGACCUACCGCUUCUCGUGGGCAAGCUUCUCGGUGGAUAUAACAAUUCCACGCCUAAUCAUAGCCCUAUUCUCAAUCCGCGACAUCAUCUAACCAAGCACAGUCAUACUAGAUCGCAGGUGCCGUCACCAGAUUCCGCCAUUCAUUCCGCAUAUAGCGUCUUCAGUUCACCGACGCAAAGCCCUCAUGCAGCACGGCACUCCGCCUUAGCGGGCAGUCCGAUACCGUCCUCAUCGUUAUCCCUCUCUCGGCACAGCUUCAACAAUUCGACCUCCUCACUAUCCCUGUCGCUGUCGCAUUCGCUUUCGAGGAACAACUCGGACGCUUCCAGUAGCUGUUACAGUUACGGCUCGCUUAGCCCGCCUACGCAUUCACCCGUCCAACAAUCGAGACAUCCGCAUUCGCACUCGCAACAUCACCAACAUCAAGUGGCGCAAGGUAGUCCGUUGCAUCUUCCGACAGCCUCGUCCGCUGUCGCCGCGCAUCAUUAUUCAUCCUCUUCCGUGCCAGGGUCGGAAUUGUCGCCGGACGGCCAUCCGGUCGCGGAGGAUCAGGAAGACUGUAGAAUACCCUCGGCGCCAUCGGGUAUUUCCACCAGACAGCAAUUGAUAAACAGUCCCUGUCCGAUUUGCGGUGACAAGAUAAGCGGAUUUCAUUACGGUAUCUUCUCGUGCGAAUCGUGCAAGGGAUUCUUCAAGCGCACCGUCCAGAAUCGCAAGAACUAUGUGUGCCUUAGAGGCGCAGGCUGUCCGGUCACCGUGGCCACGAGGAAAAAAUGUCCGGCCUGUCGCUUCGACAAGUGCCUCAACAUGGGUAUGAAGCUUGAGGCGAUCAGGGAGGAUCGUACCAGAGGCGGUAGAAGCACAUAUCAGUGCACCUAUACCCUACCGGCGAAUCUCGUCGGCAGUCCCGCCGGCGGAAUGGGCGGCAGCGAAAAACUGACGGCGGCGGGCAAUUGCAGUCCGGCACCGGCCGGAAGCGAGCACCAUUAUUCAGUCAGAUAUCAUUCGAAUCAUUCUCACAAGCUGCAAGUGCCGCAACUCUUGCAAGACAUUAUGGACGUGGAGCAUCUCUGGCAUUAUAACGACAAUGAUCGGGUAAGCGGGGGAAUAUCCGGGAAUACGAGAAGCAUCUCUAUUAGCGGUGACAGCAAUAUGCUGCUCAGUGGAUUCGGAAGUGGCGCAUUGGCACCCGGUGGAACUGCGACUGUUAUCGGCGCCGGAAAUAACGGAGGCGCGGUGGAAUGUUCGUCGAACGAUUCGAGCAACGUCGAUACUAACAACAGAAGAGGAGAGUCGGGUAGCCCCACCGGCUCGACUUCCACAGGGGCGUCCGAUCAACAUUCCACGAACGGCAAUACCAUAAAUAAUAGCAAUUCUCAAAUCGCCAGUAAUUCCAAUAAUGGCAAUCCGACGCAACAUCCGGACUUUCUGUCUAAUCUGUGCAACAUCGCAGACCAUCGACUUUAUAAGAUCGUCAAAUGGUGCAAGAGUCUGCCAUUAUUCAAGAAUAUCUCAAUCGAUGAUCAAAUCUGUUUGUUGAUCAACUCUUGGUGCGAGCUACUACUCUUCUCCUGUUGUUUUCGCAGCAUGAACAGUCCCGGUGAGAUCAGAGUGUCUCUCGGCAAGUCGAUCACUCUAGAACAAGCUAGAGAGCUUGGUUUAGCGACUUGCAUCGAGAGGAUGCUCGCUUUUACCAACAAUCUGCGAAGACUGAGAGUAGACCAAUACGAAUAUGUUGCUAUGAAGGUGAUCGUGCUGUUAACGUCCGACAUAAGCGAAUUAAAGGAACCUGAAAAGGUCAGAGCUUCUCAAGAAAAAGCCCUUCACGCAUUGCAGCAAUAUACAAUCGCGAAAUAUCCAGAAAUGCCUGCCAAAUUUGGUGAACUAUUAUUGAGAAUACCAGAUCUACAAAGAACGUGUCAAGCAGGAAAAGAAUUGCUCAGUGCAAAACGUGAGGGAGAAGGCAGCUCCUUUAACCUAUUAAUGGAAUUGUUGAGAGGAGAUCACUGAAUGAUCAGCACAGUAUAAACCAAGCCAUUCCACGCUUAUAGGGUCCAUAAGCUUAGGGAAUCGGAUAUAAUAGGUAAUCGCAAAGUGUAAGAAAGAUUAGAGAAAUGAAAAAACGGCAGAUGUAUAAGAUCUAUAGUGACAUUAGUAUUUGGUGAGGGGAUUGCAUUCUUCGUAAUUAGGUCGCAUUAAUCUAAUAAAGAUGAGAGAGGAACUUUCUAUUUUACACCGGAAUGCUUCCAUAUAGGUCGCGCGUGUUCGUGUUCUAUCAAAACAAGAAUUUCGAAGCGGCCUACGGUACACUGGAUAUUCAGUGUACAUGUAGAUGCUAAUGAGACUGAAAGUAUAAUUGACAUGGAGACACGCAGAGCAUUUACUUUUACAAUGAUAAGCGUUGUAUAAAUAUGUGAGAUGGUAUCAAAUGGCAUUAUAAUGCUAAAUUUUAUUAGAGAUGGGUGUAACCUAUUCGAGCGCGAACUCUUUAUAAUAGGAAACGCGAAAUCUAUAAACAAAGUUGACCUCUGUAAUUAACGGUUAUAAUAGAAAACAACACCAGUAUUGCGUAUUGUUCUGCGCUUACUUAAGAACAGAGCAUAGCCAUGCCUUAUAUAUUCCGGUUAUGAAAGUGUACUUAAAAAACUCAACACAUCAGUCGACCAAUUAUCUACUUAUAGAGCAAUUAAUCAUGGAAUAAUUAGUUCAUAAAUUUAGUGUGUAUAUAUAUAUAUAUAUAUAUAUAUACAUACAGGAUGGGCCCAAACGUUCCGGCCAGACUUUGAGAUUUUAUAGGAAAUUUAAUUCUAAACAAAAGGUUUCCCUGAUAUUUGUAAAAAUGUAUAAAAUAACCGUAAUUUCACAGGUUUCUGGGCGCUAACUCUUUAAGGAAGCAUUUUUCGACCCAUGUUUAUAGGAAACUUUUUGUUCAGAAUUAAAUUUCCUAUAAAAUCUGAAAGUCUGGCCGGAACGUUUGGGCCCAAUCUGUAUAUAUAUAUAUACAUACACAUAUAUAUCGUCCAUGGAGUACAUGGUUCUUAUCGAUCACACAAAAUACAUUUUUUAUUCUCUUUAUAUAUUUUAACAGCUUGCCAAAAGAAAAACAAAACCAAUUGGUAUAAGUAUCAGAGAAAUUUGCAAGAGGUGAUGUCAAGCGCGAAUACAUAUAGCUGCUAUCUUUUCUGUAAAUGUUUUCUUUUUAUUUUUUGUUUUUUUUUAUUUUUUAAGAAAGAGAUUGGCUAAUAUUGCUGUUCCGUUUUAUUUGUGUAGAAAAAUUUUAUUAUUAUUGAGAGUUAUCAAAGAAUGAAAAUAGCAAAUCAGAUUAUAUGUUAUAUAUACAUCUUUAUAUCUAUCUAUAUAUAUAUAUAUUUAUAUUAUAUAUCGUUUUGCAUGAUUAUUUAUAAUAUAAUUAUAAAAAAAUAUUGGUUUUUAUUUCUUUCAAUAUGACAAACUUUUAUUAAGAAUUUACCCAAAUUUUAUACUAGUACCAGUAAAGAAGAAUGUUUAUUUUAUAAUCGUAAAAAACAAAAUUUUUAGAAAACUAAUAUAUUUGCCAAUCAUGCAAAUUAUUAUUUUAUUGUUAUGAGAUAAUAUUCUCGAAUAUAUGAUACAGGCUAUCAAUCAAUACUGAUAUUUGAGAAAGAAUAUGAUUUGAAAUUUAUAUAUACACUGGUUGUAUACAUAUAUGUAUAUAUAUAUAUAUA
This is a messenger RNA of Formica exsecta, 5376 nucleotides long. It is a transcript of the gene Hr39, whose product is annotated as nuclear hormone receptor FTZ-F1 beta. The record is from RefSeq and is a predicted model, not a curated record. The transcript has 7 exons. Gene Ontology annotation, cellular component: RNA polymerase II transcription regulator complex. The coding region runs from base 677 to 3682 and encodes 1001 amino acids. Gene Ontology annotation, biological process: tissue development; hormone-mediated signaling pathway; regulation of transcription by RNA polymerase II. Gene Ontology annotation, molecular function: RNA polymerase II cis-regulatory region sequence-specific DNA binding; zinc ion binding; nuclear receptor activity. NCBI's taxonomy places the organism in Eukaryota, Metazoa, Arthropoda, Insecta, Hymenoptera, Formicidae.